Molecule: messenger RNA, 17131 nt
Organism: Syngnathus typhle (broad-nosed pipefish)
Lineage: Eukaryota; Metazoa; Chordata; Actinopteri; Syngnathiformes; Syngnathidae
Product: mucin-22-like
Exons: 8
Coding region: 188-16657 (5489 amino acids)
Source: RefSeq, a predicted model, not a curated record
UGCAUCACCUUGGGUUCAGGUCAAACACCUUUUGUACAGUUGCCUUAUAAAAGCCACUGGGAAAGAUGCACAGAGACACUCAGCAAGGUGUAGUCUCAAACUGGAAUUACGAAAAUCCAAAAAAGGAGAAUGCAAGAUAAUUUUCAGCUUUGAUUGGAUCAUAAUUUAAGAAAAACAAACAAACAAGAUGCUCAUCCGACAGAUGCUGGCAACGUUCCUACUAAUAGGUUUGAUGCCAAUCAGUGCACUUCAACCAACAUCGAGCACCAUGGCAACCCCUGAUCCAACAACAACUUUGGGGACAAAUAAAGUGACAACACCUCUGGAAAUAACAACCACAAAACCAGACUCUACAACAGCAGUGACACCUGCGAACUCAAAAGCAGCUGCCGCAACAAGAGACUCUACCACAACAGCAAUCGUGACACCUGCAGAAAUGACAAACGCUGUCCCAACAACGGCAGGGACAACAACAGUUGCUAUAACAUCAGUCACAACACCAGAGGAAACAACAUAUGUCUCCACAACAAAUUCUACCAUAACUGCAGUUAUGACACCUGAGGAGAGAACAACCUCUGCCACUACAAUGGCACGAACAACAACAGUUGCAGGAACAACAGCAGACAUAACACAUGAAGAAACAACAACCCCUGCCCCAACAACAGUAGAAACAACAAAGGUUGUCACAACAAUGGCAGAUACAACAACAGUAGCCGCAACAACAGAUUCCACUAGAACAGCAGUCACGGCACUCGCGGAAACAACACCUGACACAACAUCAGAAACAACAGAAAUGACAAGAAUGGCAAGAACAACAACGGUUUCCACAACAUCGACAGGGACACAAGUUAUAUCAAUGGACUCUACCAUAACAGCAGUCACAACACCUGCAGAAACAACAACCGCUGCCACAACAGUUCCAACAACAACAGAAGUGAUGAAACAUGCCAAGACAGUUGACAAAACAACAGUUGCAACGACAUAUUCUGCAACAACUGUCAGGACACCCGUAGAAACAACAACCAUUGCCACAACAGCGGUGGACACAACAGCAGUUGCUACAACAGCAGACUCGACAACGGUAGUCAUGACAACAGUUGCCACAACAACAGCAGUGACGGCAUCCGCCGAGACAGCAAUUGCCACAACAACAGACUCUACCACGUCAGUCAUGAUACCAGUGGUAACAUCAAUAACUGCUGCAACAACUAUUGCCACAACAACGGAAGAAACAAUAGUCGCCACAACAAUAGACUUUACCACGACACCAUUCACGACAGCUGCAGAACAAAUGACCACUGCCACAUCAACUGAAGAAACAACAGUUGCUAAACCAGCAGACUUUACUACAACAGCAGUCACGACACCCGCUGAAACAACAACUACCGCCCCAAUAGUGGCAGAAACAACUAAAGUCGCAAUGACAACAGCAGUCACAACACCUGUGGAAAUAACCACUGCCACAAAAAUGACAGACACAACAAUUGCAACAGACACUCCCACGGCAAUGACGACAGCUGCGGAAACAACUACCAUUAACACAAUAGUGGCAAAAACAACAACAGUCGCAAUGACAACAGCAGUGACGACACCUGCAGAAACAACAGUUGCAACAACAGAAUCUACCACAACAGAAGUCACGACACCUGCAGAAAUAAUAACCGCUGCCAGAACAACGGAAGAAACAACAGUUGCCAUAACAACAGACUCUCCCACAACGGCAAUCACGACAGCUGCAGAACAGACAACCACCGCCACUAAUGCAGAAACAACAACAGUUGCAAUAACAGCAGUCACAACACCUGCAGAUAUAAUAACCGCUAACACAGCAACAACAGACACUCCCAGAACGGCAGUCACAACAGCUGCAGAACAAUCAACCACCGCCACAACAACUGCAGAAACAACAGCAGUCACAGCACCGGCAGACACAACAACUGCUUCUACAACAGGGGCAGGAAAAACAACAGUUGCUACAACAACAGAAGUAAUGACACCUGCCCAAACAACGGCAGACACAUCAACAGUUAUCAAAACAACAGCAAUGACGACACCUACCAAAGCAACCUUUGCCGCCACAACGGAGUCUCCCUUAAUGGCAGUCACAACACCUACAGAAUCAACAACCCGUGCCACAACAAUGACAGAAACAACAACAGUCGCAACUGCAGUGACGACUCCUGCUGAAACAACUGAUGCCACAACAGACUCUACCAAAACAGAAGUCAUGUCAUCUGCAGAUAUAAUAACUACUGCCACAACAAUGGAAAAAACAACUGUUGCCAUAACAACAGACUUUACCACAACAUUCACGACAGCUGCAGAACAAAUGACCACCGCCAGAACAACUGAAGAAACAACAGUUGCUACAAAAGCAGACUUUACUACAACAGCAAUUGCGACACCCGCUGAAACGACAACCACCGCCCCAAUAGUGGCAGAAACAACAACAGUCGCAAUGACAACAGCAGUCAUGACACCUGUGGAAAUAAUAACCACUGCCACAACAAUGGCAGACACAACAAUUGCCACAACAACAGACUCUCCCACGGCACUGACAACAGUUAAGGAAACAACUACCACUGCCACAAUAGCGCCAGAAACAACAGCAGUCACAAUGACAACCGCAGUGAUGACUCAUGCCGAAACAACAACAGUUGCCACAACAGAAGUCACAACACCUGCAGAAAUAAUAACUGCUGCCACAACAAUUGCCACAACAACAGACUCUUCCACGGCAAUGACGACAGCUGCGGAAACAACUACCACUGCCACAGUAGUGACAGAAACAACAACAGACGCAACAACAGCAGUCACAACACCGGAAGAGACAACAACUGCUUCCACAACAAGGGCAAGAAAAACGACAGUUGCUCCAACAACAGAAGUAAUGACAUCUGCCCAAACAAGGGCAGACACAUCAACAGUUGUCAAAACAACAGCAAUGACCACACCUACCGAAAUAACCUUUGCCACAACAACAGACUCUCCCACAAUGGCAGUCACAACACCUACGGAAUCAACAACCCGUGCCACAACAAUGACAGAAACAACAGUCGCAACAGCAGUGAUAACUCCUGCCAAAACAACAGGUGCCACAACAGACUCUACCACAACAGAAGUCACAUCACCUGCAGAUAUAACAACAUUAGAAGAAACAACAGUUGCCACAAAAACAGACUUUACCACAACAGCAUUCACAACAGCUGCAGAACAAAUGACCACCGCCACAACAACUGAAGAAACAACAGUUGCUACAAAAGCAGACUUUACUACAACAGUCAUCACGACACCCGCUGAAGCGACAACCACCGCCCCAAUAGUGGCAGAAACAACAACAGUCGCAAUGACAACAGCAGUCACAACACCUGAGGAAAUAAUAACCACUGCCACAACAAUGGCAGACACAACAGUUGCCACAACAACAGACUCUCCCACGCCAAUGACGACAGCUGCGGAAACAACUACCACUGCCACAGUAGUGACAGAAACAACAACAGACGCAAUGACAACAGCAGUGACGACACCUGCCGAAACAACAACAGGUGCCACAACAGACUCUACCACAACAGAAGUCACGACACCUGCAGACAUAAUAACGGCUGCCACAACAAUGGAAGAAACAACAGUAGCCGCAACAACAGAGUCUCCCACAACACCAAUCACGACAGCUGCAGAACAGACAACCACCGCCACAACUGCAGAAACAACAACAGUUGCAACAACAGCAGUCACAACAGCUGCAGAAAUAGUAACGUCUGCCACACCAACAGACUCUCCCACAACCGCAAUCACGACAGCUGAAGAACAAACAAGCACACCCACAACAACUGCAGAAACAACAACAACAGUUGCAACAACAGCAGCAGUCACAACAACUGCUUCCACAACAAGGACAGGAAAAACAACAGUUGCAACAACAGAAGUAAUGACACCUCCACCGACAAUGGCAGCAACAUCAACAGCAAUGACGACACCUACUGAAACCACCUUUGCCACAACAACAGACUCUUCCACAAUGGCAGUCACAACACCAACGGAAUCAACAACCCCUGCCACAACAAUGACAGAAACAACAACAGUUGCAACAGCAGUGACAACUCCUGCUGAAACAACAUCAGUUGCCACAACAGACUCUACUACAACAGAAGUCACGGCAUCCGCAGAUAUAAUAACUACUGCCACAAUGGAAGAAACGACAGUUGCCACAACAACAGACUUUACAACAGCUGCAGAGCAAAUGACCACUGCCACAACAACUGAAGAAACCACAGUUGCUACAACAGCAGACUUUACUACAACAGCAGUCACGACACCCGCUGAAGCAACAACCACCACCCCAAUAGUGGCAGAAACAACAACAGUCUCAAUGACAACAGCAGUCACAACACCUGUGGAAAUAAUCACCACUGCCACAACAAUGGCAGACACAACAAUUGCCACAACAACAGACUUAUACACAAUGGCAGUCACAACACCUACGGAAUUAACAACCCCUGCCACAACAAUGACAGAGACAACAGUCGCAACAGCAGAGACAACUCUUGCCGAAACAACAACGGUUGCCACAACAGACUCUGCCACAACAGAAGUCACAUCACCUGCAGAUAUAUUCACUACUGCCACAAUAGAAGAAACCACAGUUGCCACAACAACAGACUUUACCACAACAGCAUUCACGACAGCUGCAGAAGAAAUGACCACUGCCACAACAACUGAAGGAACAACAGUUGCUAAAACAGCAGACUUUACUACAACAGCAGUCACGACACCCGCUGAAACAACAACCACCGCCCCAAUAGUAGCAGAAACAACAACAGUCGCAAUGACAACAGCAAUCACAACACCUGUGGAAAUAAUAACCACUGCCACAACAAUGGCAGACACAACAGUUGCCACAACAACAGACUCUCCCACGCCAAUGACGACAGCUGCGGAAACAACUACCACUGCCACAAUAGCAGAAGAAAAAACAACAGUCGGAAUGACAACAGCAGUGACGACACCUGUCGAAACAACAGUUGCCACAACAGACUCUACCACAGCAGAUAUCACAACACCUACAGAAAUAAUAACUGUUGUCACAACAAUUGAAGAAACAACAACAGAUGCCACAACAACUGACUUUACCACUAUAGCAAUUGCAACAGCUCCAAAACUAACAAUCACCGGCACAACAACGGCAGAAACAACAACAAUUACAACAGCAGUCACAACAGCUGCAGAAAUAGUAACCGCUCCCACACCAACAGACUCUCCCACAACGACAAUCACAACAGCUGAAGAACAAACAACCACACCCACAACAACUGGAGAAACAACAACAGUUGCAACAACAGCAGCAGUCACAACAGCUGCUUCCACAACAAGGACAGGAAAAACAACAGUUGCAACAACAACAGAAGUAAUGACACCUGCCCCGACAACGGCAGCAACAUCAACAGUUGUCAAAACAACAGCAAUGACGACACCUACUGAAACCACCUUUGCUACAACACCAGACUCUCCCACAAUGGCAGUCACAACACUAAUGGAAUCAACAACCCCUGCCACAACAAUGAUAGAAACAACAGUCGCAACAGUAGUGACAACUCCUGCCGAAACAACAACAGUUGCCAAAACAGACUCUACUACAACAGAAGUCACGACAGCCGCAGAUAUAAUAACUACUGCCACAAUGGAAGAAACGACAGUUGCCACAACAACAGACUUUACAACAGCUGCAGAGCAAAUGACCACUGCCACAACAACUGAAGAAACCACAGUUGCUACAACAGCAGACUUUACUACAACAGCAGUCACGACACCCGCUGAAGCAACAACCACCACCCCAAUAGUGGCAGAAACAACAACAGUCUCAAUGACAACAGCAGUCACAACACCUGUGGAAAUAAUCACCACUGCCACAACAAUGGCAGACACAACAAUUGCCACAACAACAGACUCACCCACAAUGGCAGUCACAACACCUACGGAAUCAACAACCCCUGCCACAACAAUGAUAGAAACAACAGUCGCAACAGUAGUGACAACUCCUGCCGAAACAACAUCAGUUGCCACAACAGACUCUACUACAACAGAAGUCACGACAUCCGCAGAUAUAAUAACUACUGCCGCAAUGGAAGAAACAACAGUUGCCACAAAAACAGACUUUACCACAACAGCUGCAGAACAAAUGACCACCGCCACAACAAUUGAAGAAACCACAGUUGCUACAACAGCAGACUUUACUACAACGGUCGUCACGACACCCGCUGAAACAACAACUACUGCCCCAAUAGUGGUAGAAACAACUACAGUCGCAAUGACAACAGCAGUCACAACACCUGUGGAAAUAACUACUGCCACAAAAAUGACAGACACAACAAUUGCAACAGACACUCCUACGGCAAUGACGACAGCUGCGGAAACAACUACCACUAACACAAUACUGGCAAAAACAACAACAGUCGCAAUGACAACAGCAGUGACGACUCCUGCCGAAACAACAACAGUUGCCACAACAGACUCUACCACAACAGAAGUCACGACACCUGCAGAAAUUAUAACUGCUGCCACAACAACAGACUCUCCCACGGCAAUGACGACAGCUGCGGAAACAACUACCACUGCCACAAUAGUGGCAGAAACAGCAACAGUCGCAAUGACAACAACAGUGACGACUCCUGCCGAAACAGUUGCAACAGACUCUACCACAACAGAAGUCACGACACCUGCAGAAAUAAUAACAGCUGCCAGAACAAUGGAAGAAACAACAGUUGCCACAACAACAGACUCUCCCACGGCUAUGACGACAGCUGCGGAAACAACAGCCACAGACACAACUGCAGAGACAACAACCGUUGUGACAACAGCAGUCACAACACCUGCAGACAUAGUAACUGCUGCCACAACGGCAAUCAUGACAGCUGCAGAACAAAAAACCACCGCCACAACAACUGCAGAAACAACAACAGUCACAAUGACAACAGCAGUCACGACACCUGUGGAAAUAAUCACCACUGCCACAGCAAUGGCAGACACAACAACAGCCGGAAUGGAAACAGCAGUGACGACUCCUGCCGAAACAGUUGCAACAGACUCUACCACAACAGACGCCACGACACCUGCAGAAAUAAUAACCGAUGCCACAACAAUGAAAGAAACAACAGUUGCCACAACAACAGACUCUCCCACAACGGCAAUCACGACAGCUGCAGAACAGACAACCAUCGCCACUACAGAAACAACAGUUGCAACAACAGCAGUCACAACCCCUGCAGAAAAAGUAACCGCUGCCGCAACAACAGACUCUCCCACAAUGGCAAUCACGACAGCUGCAGAACAAACAACCACCGCCACAACAACUGCAGAAACAACAACAGUUGCAACAAUAACCACCGCCACAACAAUGGCAGACGCAUCAAUUGCCACAACAACAGACUCUCCCACAAUGGCAGUCACAACACCUAUGGAAUUAACAACCCCUGCCACAACAAUGAGAGGAACAACAACAGUCGCAACAGCAGUGACAACUCCUGCCGAAAGAACAACAGUUGCCACAACAGACUCUACCACAACAGAAGUCACGACACCCGCAGAUAUAAUAACUACUGUCGCAAUGGAAGAAACAACAGUUGCCACAACAACAGACUUUACCACAACAGCAUUCACGACAGCUGCAGAACAAAUGACCACUGCCACAACAACUGAAGGAACAACAGUUGCUACAACAGCAGACUUUACUACAACAGCAGUCGCGACACCCGCUGAAACAACCACAGCCCCAGUAGUGGGUGAAACAACAACAGUCACAAUGACAACAGCAGCCACAACACCUGUGGAAAUAAUGACCACUGCCACAACGAUGGCAGACACAACAAUUGCCACAACAACAGACUCACCCACGGCAAUGACGACAGCUGCGGAAAAAACAACCACUGCCACAGUAGUGACAGAAACAACAACAGACGCAAUGACAACAGCAGUGACGACACCUGCCGAAACAACAACAGGUGCCACAACAGACUCUACCACAACAAAAGUCACGUCACCUGCAGAUAUAAUAACUACUGCCACAACAAUGGAAGAAACAACAGUUGCCAGAACAACAGACUUUACCACAACAUUCACGACAGCUGCAGAACAAAUGACAGCCACAACAACUGAAGAAACAGUUGCUACAAAAGCAGACUUUACUACAACAGCAAUCAUGACUCCCCCUGAAAAAAACACAGCCACCGCCCCAAUAGUGGCAGAAACAACAACAGUCGCAGUGAUAACAGCAGUCACGACACCUGUGGAAAUAAUAAACACUGCCACAACAAUGGCAGACACAACAAUUGCAACAACAACAGACUCUCCCACACCAAUGACGUCAGCUGCGGAAACAACAACCACUGCCACAAAAGUGGCAGAAACAACAGUCGCAAUGACAACAGCAAUGACGACUCCUGCCGAAACAACAACAGUUGCCACAACAGACUCUACCACAACAGCAUUCACGACACCUGCAGAAAUAAUAACCGCUGCCACAACAAUGGAAGAAAAAACAGUUGCCACAACAACAGACUCUCCCCCAACAGCAAUUACGACAACUGCUGAACAAACAACCACAGCCACAACAACUGCAGGAACAACAGAUCCAACAACAACAGCAGUCACAACACCUGCAGAGGCAACAACUGCUUCCACAACAAGGGCAGGAAAAACAACAGCUGCAACAACAACAGCAGUAAUGACACAUGCCCAAACAACGGCACCAACAGACUCUUUCACACCAGUCACAACACCUACGGAAUCAACAACCCCUUACAUAACAAUGACAAAAACAACAGUCGCAAUGAUAACAGCAGUGACGACUCCUGCCGUAACAACAGUUGCCACAACAGAUUCUCCCACAACAGCAUUCACGACAGCUGCAGAACAAAUAACCGCCACCACAACUGCAGAAACAACAGUUGCAACAACACCAGUGACAACACUUACAGAAAUAACAGCUGCUGCCACAAAAAUGGCAGAAACAACAAUAGUUACAACAAAACCAGCAAUAACAACAUCUGCAGAAACAACAAUCACCGCCACAACAGAAACAACCACAGCUGCAAUGACAAGAACAGUAGCUGCCGAAACAACAAUACUUGCCACAACAACAGACUCAGCCAUGACGACACUCCUGGCACCUGCAGAAACAACAACCGCUUCCAUAACAAUAGCAGAAACAACAACAGUUCCAACAACAGCAGAAUAUACAACAAAUGCAGCAACAACUACAGUGAUGACACGUGCGGAAUCAACAGCAGUUGCCACAACAGACAGAGUUGCCACAACAACCAAACGAGUUACUUUCAGAUCUCUUCAAAGCACAUUUACGAGUGAUUUGCAAGAUUCAGCUUCUGCUGCUCACCAAAACAGAGCAGCCAUGAUCAGGGCAGAACUUACGCCGAUAUUUUCUGAGGCAUUCCCUUCCUUCUUGAUCCUGAUAAUCAUCACGUUCAGGAGGGGCUCAGUCGUCAAUGUCAUGGAUGUUGAGUUCACAGCCACAUCUGCGCCAAGUAACACCCAAAUUGAGGGCAUCUUAUCUGAGGCGGCAUUAUUGGUCACUGGCUUCGACAUUGAACAAAGUUCCAUCACUGUUGAUUCAACACCCACAGAUGCAAUAACUACAGUAACAACCCCAAAAGACACAACAGCAGCGCUAACAACCCCUGCAAAAACAAGUGCAACGGAAAAAACUUCAGUGACAACCUCUGGUGAAGCAACAACUGCAGCCACAACUGCUGAAUCUGAAACAAUCACCAAGACAACUGUAGAAACGUCAGCUCCCACAUCUGCAGCAGGUUUCACCACAUCUGCAGCAAAUAGUGAAACAAUAACAUCAAUUGCCACAACAACAGACUCUCCCACGGCAAUGACGACAGCUGCAGAAACAACAACCACUGACACAAAAGUGGCAGAAACAACAACAGUAACAACGACAACAGCAGUGACGACACCUGCCAAAACAACAGCUGCAACAACAGACUUUACCACAACAGAAGUCAUGACACCUGCAGAAAUAAUAACCGCUGCCAGAACAACGGAAGAAACAACAGUUGCCACAACAACAGACUCUCCCACGAGAAUGACGACAGUUGCGGAAACAACUACCACUGCCACAAUAGCGGCAGAAACAGCAACAGUCGCAAUGACAACAACAGUGACGACUCCUGCCGAAACAGUUGCAACAGACUCUACCACAACAGAAGUCACGACACCUGCAGAAAUAAUAACCGCUGCCAGAACAAUGGAAGAAACAACAGUUGCCACAACAACAGACUCUUUCACGACAACAAUCACGACAGCUGCGGAAACAACAGCCACAGACACAACUGCAGAGACAACAAUCGUUGUGACAAUAGCAGUCACAACACCUGCAGAAAUAGUAACUGCUGCCACAACGGCAAUCAUGACAGCUGCAGAACAAACAACCACCGCCACAACAACUGCAGAAACAACAACAGUUGCAACAACAGCAGUCUCAACAACUGCUUCCACAACAGUUGCAACAACAACAGAAGUAGUGACACCUGCCCAAACAACGGCAGCAACAUCAACAGUUGUCAAAACAACUGCAAUGAUGACACCUGCUGAAACAACCUUUGCCACAACAACAGACUUUCCCACAAUGGCAUUCACAACACCUACGGAAUCAACAACCCUUGCCACAACAAUGACAGAAAGAACAACAGUCGCAACAGCAGUCACAACUCCUGCCGAAACAACAACGGUUGCCACAAUAGACUCUACCACAACAGAAGUCACGACACCCGCAGAUAUAAUAACUACUGCUGCAAUGGAAGAAACAACGCUUGCCACAAGAGCAGACGUUACCACAACAGCAUUCACAACAGUUGCAGAACAAAUGACCACCCCCACAACAACUGAAGGAACAACAGUUGCUACAACAGCAGACUUUACAACAACAGCAGUCACGACACCCGCUGAAACAACCACCGCCCCAAUAGUGGCAGAAACAACAACAGUCGCAAUGACAACAGCAGUCACGACACCUGUGGAAAUAAUAACCACUGCCACAACAAUGGCAGACACAACAAUUGCCACAACAACAGACUCUCCCACGGCAAUGACGGAAACAACAACCACUGCCACAGUAGUGACAGAAACAACAACAGACGCAAUGACAACAGCAGUGACGACACCUGCCAAAACAACAACAGGUGCCACAACAGACUCUACCACAACAGAAGUCACGACACCUGCAGAAAUAAUAACGGCUGCCACAACAAUGGAAGAAACAACAGUAGCCACAACAACAGAGUCUCCCACAACAGCAAUCACAACAGCUGCAGAACAGACAACCACCGCCACAACUGCAGAAACAACAACAGUUGCAACAACAGCAGUCACAACAGCUGCAGAAAUAGUAACCUCUGCCACACCAACAGACUCUCCCACAACGGCAAUCACGACAGCUGAAGAACAAACAACCACACCCACAACAACUGCAGAAACAACAACAGUUGCAACAACAGCAGCAGUCACAACAACUGCUUCCACAACAAGGACAGGAAAAACAACAGUUGCAACAACAGAAGUAAUGACACCUCCCCUGACAACGGCAGCAACAUCAACAGCAAUGACGACACCUACUGAAACCACCUUUGCCACAACAACAGACUCUCCCACAAUGGCAGUCACAACACCAACGGAAUCAACAACCCCUCCCACAACAAUGACAGAAACAGUUGCCACAACAGACUCUACUACAACAAAAGUCACGACAUCCGCAGAUAUAAUAACUACUGCCACAAUGGAAGAAACAACAGUUGCCACAACAACAGACUUUACAACAGCUGCAGAACAAAUGACCACCGCCACAACAACUGAAGAAACCACAGUUGCUACAACAGCAGCGUUUACUACAACAGCAGUCACGACACCCGCUGAAGCAACAACCACCACCCCAAUAGUGGCAGAAACAACAACAGUCUCAAUAACAACAGCAGUCACAACAGCUGUGGAAAUAAUCACCACUGCCACAACAAUGGGAGACACAACAAUUGCCACAACAACAGACUCACCCACAAUGGCAGUCACAACACCUACGGAAUUAACAACCCCUGCCACAACAAUGACAGAAAUAACAGUCGCAACAGCAGAGACAACUCUUGCCGAAACAACAACAGUUGCCACAACAGACUCUGCCACAACAGAAGUCACAUCACCUGCAGAUAUAUUAACUACUGCCACAAUAGAAGAAACCACAGUUGCCACAACAACAGACUUUACCACAACAGCAUUCACGACAGCUGCAGAACAAAUGACCACUGCCACAACAACUGAAGGAACAACAGUUGCUAAAACAGCAGACUUUACUACAACAGCAGUCACGACACCCGCUGAAACAACAACCACCGCCCCAAUAGUGGCAGAAACAACAACAGUCGCAAUGACAACAGCAGUCACAACACCUGUGGAAAUAAUAACCACUGCCACAACAAUGGCAGACACAACAGUUGCCACAACAACAGACUCUCCCACGCCAAUGACGACAGCUGCGGAAACAACUACCACUGCCACAAUAGCAGAAGAAACAACAGUCGGAAUGACAACAGCAGUGACGACACCUGUCAAAACAACAGUUGCCACAACAGACUCUACCAGAGCAGAUAUCACAACACCUACAGAAAUAAUAACUGUCGUCACAACAAUUGAAGAAACAACAACAGAUGCCACAACAACUGACUUUACCACUAUGGCAAUUGCAACAGCUCCAGGACUAACAAUCACUGCCACAACAACGGCAGAAACAACAACAAUUACAACAGCAAUCACAUCACCUGCAGAAAUAAUAACUGCUGCCACAACAAUGGAAGAAACAACAGUUGCUAAAACAACAGACUCUCCCACAACAGCAAUCACAACAGCUGCAGAACAAACAACCACCUCCACAACAACUGCAGAAACAACAACUGCUGAAUCUGAGACAACCACGGAGACAACUGUAGAAACAUCAGCUCCCACAACAACCGUAGCUUUGAUGUCAUCUGCAGCAACAAGCGAAACAUUAACAUCAGAUGGGGCAGCAACAGGGGCCACAAAUGCUGAAACAACAGCUCUAGCAACAACGGCAAAACCUGAAACAACCAUUGAGACAACUGUUGAAACAUCAGCUCCAAUAUCUGUCGCAGGGUUGACAUCCACAGCAUCUCGUGAAACCGCAACAUCAACUACAGCAGCAACUGAGGCAACAAUCGUUGACACAACAGUUCUAACCACAAUCGCAGAAACUGGGACAACAGUUCAGACAACUACGGAAACAGCUCCCACAACAUCGGCAGUAGUAGCUACAUCUGCAGCAACAGUUGUUACACCAAAAACUGCAGCGACAACCCCUGGUGAAACAACAACUGUAGCCACAACUGCUGAAUCUGAAACAACCACUGAGACAACUGUAGAAACAUCAGCUCCCACAACAACAGUAGCUUUUACGUCAUCUGCAGCAACAAGUGAAACAUUAACAUCAGCUGGGGCAGCAACAGGGGCCACAAAUGCUGAAACAACAGCUCUACCAACAACGGCAAAAUCUGAAACAACCGUUGGGACAACUGUUGAAACAUCAGCUCCAAUAUCUGUCGCAGGGUUCACAUCCACAGCAUCUCGUGAAACCGCAACAUCAACUACAGCAGCAACUGAGGCAACAAUCGCUGAAACAACAGCUCUAACCACAAUCGCAGAAACUGGGACAACAGUUCAGACAACUAUGGAAACAGCUCCCACAACAUCGGCAGUCGUAGCAACAUCUGCAGCAACAAUUGUUACAGCAAAAACUGCAGUGACAACCCCUGGUGAAACAACAACUGUAGCCACAACUGCGGAAUCUGAAACAACCACUGAGACAACUGUAGAAACAUCAGCUCCCACAACAACAGUAGCUUUGACGUCAUCUGCAGCAGCAAGCGAAACAUUAACAUCAGCUGGGGCAGCAACAGGGGCCACAAAUGCUGAAACAACAGCUCUACCAACAACGGCAAAAUCUGAAACAACCGUUGGGACAACUGUUGAAACAUCAGCUCCAAUAUCUGUCGCAGGGUUCACAUCCACAGCAUCUCGUGAAACCGCAACAUCAACUACAGCAGCAACUGAGGCAACAAUCGCUGAAACAACAGCUCUAACCACAAUCGCAGAAACUGGGACAACAGUUCAGACAACUAUGGAAACAGCUCCCACAACAUCGGCAGUCGUAGCAACAUCUGCAGCAACAAUUGUUACAGCAAAAACUGCAGUGACAACCCCUGGUGAAACAACAACUGUAGCCACAACUGCGGAAUCUGAAACAACCACUGAGACAACUGUAGAAACAUCAGCUCCCACAACAACAGUAGCUUUGACGUCAUCUGCAGCAGCAAGCGAAACAUUAACAUCAGCUGGGGCAGCAACAGGGGCCACAAAUGCUGAAACAACAGCUCUACCAACAACGGCAAAAUCUGAAACAACCGUUGGGACAACUGUUGAAACAUCAGCUCCAAUAUCUGUCGCAGGGUUCACAUCCACAGCAUCUCGUGAAACCGCAACAUCAACUACAGCAGCAACUGAGGCAACAAUCGCUGAAACAACAGCUCUAACCACAAUCGCAGAAACUGGGACAACAGUUCAGACAACUAUGGAAACAGCUCCCACAACAUUGGCAGUGAUAGCAACAUCUGCAGCAACAAUUGUUACAGCAAAAACUGCAGUGACAACCCCUGGUGAAACAACAACUGUAGCCACAACUGCGGAAUCUGAAACAACCACUGAGACAACUGUAGAAACAUCAGCUCCCACAACAACAAUAGCUUUGACGUCAUCUGCAGCAACAAGUGAAACAUUAACAUCAGCUGGGGCAGCAACAGGGGCCACAAAUGCUGAAACAACAGCUCUACCAACAACGGCAAAAUCUGAAACAACCGUUGGGACAACUGUUGAAACAUCAGCUCCAAUAUCUGUCGCAGGGUUCACAUCCACAGCAUCUCGUGAAACCCCAACAUCAACUCCAACUGUUGAAACAUCAACUCCGACAUCAUCAGCAGUAGUUGCAACCUCUACAGCAACAAGCACAAUGGAAACCACUGCUCAGGUAACAUCUGCAGUGACAACCUCUACUGAAACAACAGUUCGAGCGACAACCACAGAAUCUGAAACAACAGUUCAGACAAUGCUGGCAACAACACCAUUGACAUCUGCAAUGAGUGGAACAGCCACGCCUGCAGCAACAGGGGCCGCAACUGCAGCAACAACUUCAGUAACCACAACUCCAGAAUCUGAAUCAACAGCUGGGACAACUGUAGAUACAACGACUAAGGCGUCGAAUGCAGCAUCAGCAUCUGAUGAAACAACUGUGACCACAACAGAAUUGACGUCAACCGCCGAAGCAACUGGAGCAGUAUCACGCUCCACAAUUACAGCAGUAUCAGCAACAUCCGAGACAGCGCCGCCUGCUCAAACAACAACUGCUGUUGGAGCCAUUACAUCAGAAUCAGCAACACCCGUUGAAACAACUGCGCAAGCAUCACUGGCAACAACAACAGUGCCCGCAUCAUCGGAUGAGACAACUGCGAGGUUUUCUCAAACUACAAUUGACCAGUCAAUUCUGCAAACAUCAACGACAGAAAAAACAGCAGAAUCUGGAUCAACAAGUAACACAGCAACACUGACUCUUCCAACGGAGGCUGCAACAUCAACAGCACAACCAUUAACUGCAACAACGGCAAUGGCUGCAGUGACAUCUACUGAAACAAGCACAACCGGGAAACUGAUUUCAACAACAAUAGCAGAAACUUCGACAGCAGGGUUUGCAUCUGUCACAACAUCUACUACAACGACAACACCUGGCUUGACAACAACAAAGACCAUCACUGCGGCAAAACCACCUUCUGAAUCAACUACACAAUCAGUCCAAACUACAGCAACACUGGGCAACUCAACAGGCUCACCGAAAGUAACAACAACACCAACUGCACCAGUGACAGGAACACCAGCAGAUCUGUCAACAGCAGCAACAGUAAAUGCAGUGACAAAUGCAACAACUCUCACCCAGACAAAAUCCAUCACAAGAAACGCAACAACAGGAACUGCAGUGGCAAAUGCUACGACAGACAAAGCCGUGACAAAUUCUGUGACAAAUGCCACGACAAGAAACGCCGCGACAAACGCAGCAACGGGAAUUGUCGCAACCACCGUUCCAAGACCAACACAAGCGGCAACUACAACGACGGAAACGGCCGUUACUCUCCAAACCAGACGUGUUUCUUUCCGAUCUCUCCAAAGCACAUUUACGAACGACCUGCUGGAUCAUUCGUCUUUCCAGUUUGUGUUUCGAUCGACCAUGAUAAAAAGUCAGCUUCAACCUUUAUUCCAAAGGGAAUUUCCUAACACUUUCAGGAUCCUGAACAUCUUUGGAUUCAGACCUGGCUCAGUCAUCAACGACAUGAACCUCCGGUUCACCAACCCGGUGCCAAACCACACGGCAAUUGCCGCAGUCCUCAUUGACGCUGCAUCGGUCGUCAGCGGCUUUGACAUCGAGCAAGGUUCCAUCACCGUUGAGGGAGUCGUUACAAGCGGAGCAAGUCACAUGAUCAGCCCGGUCAGUGCAUCCUGCCUGGCGCUUCUUUCGUGCGUCCUUUUCACUCAGCAAUAAGUGUCCUCAAUUAUUGAGUCACAUCAGGAGAGCUAUUCAUUUGAUUUCAUUUAUUUCUGUAUGCAAAAAUGUCAUCCUGACUGAAUAAUGUAUUUUUUUUUCUGGGGUGAAGGGUUUGGGGGUCAGCCCCUAACGCCGAUGUCACUUAAUGGCAAGUGUGCCAUUUUGGUUUAAAGCGGCCAUUUUAGGCUUAUUUUGACUAUUUCUUCUUCAAUAUAAUUGACGGAGGUCGCACCCUAACGGAUAAACAGCGCCCCCUACUAGCAGUUAUCUGCAAACGCGCUCUCCGUCUCUUUCAAACUUCAACUUUAAUUAUUUAAUUCUAAGAGGAUUUCAAACCAGAUAUGCACUUUCAGAGGAAUUGUGGUUUAUAAAUUUUCAUUUUAUUACAUUAUGUUUAAUAUAUUACAACUGUGGUUAUUAUUUAUCAAUUCAUUACAACGCAAUGUCUAGUAUGCAGUGAGACACAAUAAA